UCUCACCUGCUCCCUACUGCCGCUUCUGCAUAUCAUCCCACGCUACCGACCAUAUCCUAUCCGUGGUUCUCCCUCUCUCUCCCUCUCCUUCACACCCCCUAGAUCACAAUGGCUCCUCAUCUUGAUGCGCCACCUGCCGGCAGCUAUACGUCUGGCUUCAACAGGGGCACCAGGCAUCCUACCGGCUCGUCGACAACCCGUGUACCCUCCAACAACAACAAUCUUAUGCCGGUCGAUUCCGAUUCGUCACUGAGCAGCUCUUUCGAGAGCAAUACGAUGGACGGUGACUGGCAUCUCAGCCGGCCGCUGGUCCCUGGCGUUUAUGUUCCCACGAUGUGCUUUUUUGAAGAAGAUACCGAGGACAUCGACGUGGCUACCGUAGCAAGUCAUGCGGUGCGCCUGGCUCGUGCAGGCGUGACAGGGCUUGCAACCCAAGGUUCCAAUGGAGAGGCUGUCCAUCUUACCCACACCGAGAGGUCGCUGGUCACAGCUACCACGCGCAAGGCCUUGAACGAUGCUGGGUUCUCUUCCAUGCCCAUCAUUGUGGGCUGUGGAAGCCAGAGCGUACGAGAGACUGUGCAGCUCUGCACUGAGGCCUGGGAAGCAGGGGGUGACUACGCACUGGUUCUGCCUCCUGCCUACUAUUCGUCUCUCUUCGCUCCAUCAUCAGGGACCAUCUUUGACUUCUUCCACGCCGUGGCCGACGCUUCCCCCAUUCCCAUCAUCAUCUACAACUUUCCGGGUGCCGUUGGUGGGCUGGACCUCUCAUCUGAUGUCAUCACCAAGUUGGCAGAACACCCCAACAUCGUGGGCGUCAAGCUCACCUGCGGCAACACGGGCAAGCUGGCACGAGUGGCUGCCGCCACUAAAAAGCUGAGCAAGAAUUACAACCCUCAGCGACCCGACUUCCUUGUUCUUGCCGGAUCCGCCGACUUCACAAUCCAAUCUCUCGUCGCCGGUGGUCACGGCAUCCUGGCAGGCCUGGCCAACAUCUCUCCCAAGGCCUGCAUUAGGACAAUGCAGCUCUUCCACUCUGGCAGCCUUGCUGAAGCCCAGGAGAUGCAGGCGGUGGUGGCUGCAGGAGACUGGGCCGCCAUCCAAAGCGGCGUCGUGGGCACCAAGGAAGGCCUGCGCGUAUGGAGUGGGUAUGGUGGAUAUUGCAGAAGCCCGCUCCCCAAGCCGACUUCUGAGCAGUCCCAGAAGUGUAAGGAAGGCUUCAGAGAUCUCGUGCUGCUCGAGAAGAGUCUGUGAUCUUGUCAUCACGGAAUGCUUCCGGACAGACACGCACACAUUCAAAAGUGAGCCGUGGUAAAUCCCAUGGUUUGUUGACUUGCCGUUGGUCAUUUGAGACGGACCAUUCGGCGAAUUCCCAAAUUUCCUAUCAUUUCCCUAUUCCGCUACAGACUCUCGGAAAUUCUCUGAUUAUGAAACAUAAUGAUGACUGUCUCGCACCAGGGUUGAGGUACAUGCUUUGGGGAAAAGCUUUGUACUGUACUAGAAUGGUUGUACCAGGCGUCUCAGGAGCUCUUUGAAUUGAAAUAAUAGUACCCAGUUAAAAAUCCCAAUAUAUUAUAUUGCCU
Cryphonectria parasitica EP155 is the source of this 1580-nucleotide messenger RNA. Its product is annotated as aldolase. The record is from RefSeq and is a predicted model, not a curated record. NCBI's taxonomy places the organism in Eukaryota, Fungi, Ascomycota, Sordariomycetes, Diaporthales, Cryphonectriaceae. The coding region runs from base 109 to 1251 and encodes 380 amino acids. The transcript has a single exon. Gene Ontology annotation, molecular function: 4-hydroxy-tetrahydrodipicolinate synthase activity.